Mizuhopecten yessoensis (Yesso scallop) is the source of this 1822-nucleotide messenger RNA. RefSeq lists its product as uncharacterized. Bases 1 to 1770 code for a protein of 589 amino acids. Lineage: Eukaryota; Metazoa; Mollusca; Bivalvia; Pectinida; Pectinidae. The record is from RefSeq and is a predicted model, not a curated record. The transcript is spliced from 5 exons.
AUGGCAAAUAUAAGGAUCGAGACCGCACCAAAUAACACCUUUAGAGAAUGUAGUAAACACGCUACACAACCUGUAGACGCUAAGAGGAAAAAACCGGUAUCGGCAGGGUCAUCAGAAUCACGUAGGACAGGUCAAGACCUAGAAAAACAAAACUUGAAAUUCGCUAAGGACAUUCAAAAUAGGUGUAAAAGUAUAUUUGAUAACGGUGAUUGGAACCAUGUUUCGAAAUCCCCAAGUCUCCUGGACCAACACGAACUGACGCUAUAUAUAGCUACGGACAGAAAUGUGGAUGAUAGUUCACAAAAGAUGUCUGCCAUAAUGGGGGACCAUGAUUACAAUGAAAAAACGGAUGUUACAGAGAAGUGUUUCAAAAAACAUUGCAAAAGUGUGACACCUGAUCAAGACUGUUCGUGUCUGAUUCUCUUCCUCCACAACGAUGAGACUAGCAUUACUGUACUUGAAUCGUCGAUUGUGUUGUAUGUUCCGAGUACAUCCAUUGAGGUCGAGAUAAGCCGACGAAGCCAAUCGGUACGAGUUUUCAGAGAAGAAACAGAAAGCCCAACUUGCAUUAGGCGAACACUUACACAUAUUCUAGGCGAAUAUCUGUUUACCUAUGCAAAAGUAGUGCAGCAACGCAUUGGUGAAUAUGAGGAAACAAUCAAGUCUCCAAACUCUGACAGCACAACAGCCAUACUUCGGAAAACCAAGGAAGCUGUGACUGUAUUACUUACCCGACGAGUACUUACAGACUGUGAAACAUCAGCAGCUGUUGGAUCUACUAAAUGUGAAAUUCCUGAUGACAUAGAUUCGGCAUUGAAUGGAAAGAAAAACUGCGGCGUGAUUGCAUUUGGAUUGUUUGCGGACAAAUUUAUAGUCUUUAUCGACGAGAAGUGCAGUGACCAAGUACAAAAACAAACCACCCAAGAUAUAAAAAAAAACCUUUGCAGCGAUCGAUGCGACUUUAAAAUACCUUUAAGAGUGAUACAUGUUUCACAAGACUUCUUGACAGACACGGGUUUGGAGCAAGGCCAUGCAUUCCAAACUGGAUCUGACUCUGGCUCUAUCGGAAUGGUAACAAACGCAACUGUACACCCGGGUGCCACAGAGACAACCACAGAGGCAGAUGGACCGACACAUUUGGAACAGGGAAUUCCUAAACACAUCGUCGUGGCAAUUACCGCAGGUCAUAUUUUUGCAAAAAGCAAUGACGCAUUUUUCGUCAGAAAAGAUAAACAAACUGUGAAAUUCGGGAAAUGCAUCGCAAAACAGUAUCGCAAAGGAAACAUUUCAGCAAAGCAAUUUGACAUCGCCUUGAUAGAAGUCGACGAUAACAUGACAACCAUCGACGUUUGCUCUCAAAAAUUCAGAAAUGAUACUGGUGAAUCAUGUGACGGUGUUUUGUUCACAGGCUCUCUUAAACCUGGUACUGGUAUGUACAAAAAAGGUGCUGCAACCGACAUGACGGCAGGAGUUGUUGUCAGCCAGGAUUUUCGACUAAAUGGACCUCUCGAUACGCAGAAAGGCUACUUGGUCGAAGGGCGCGAUGGUAGUGAAUUCGCUAAACGCGGAGAUAGUGGUUCUAUUGUAUUUACGUUAGACAUCAAUGACGAAGAAAAUAGAACUGUCAAUCUAGUGUCGAUUGUAUCGCAAAUAUUGUCAGAGGAGUUUGCUAGAAAAAUUGGGAUUCCCGGAAAACUCACUUACAGCGUCCGCCUUGACAAGUGUCUUAAAAGCCUACCUAAUGUGACCUUGCAAAUGCCUAAAAAGUAAUUUUGUUUACUACCCUAUACGUACAAAUGUAUAUAUUUACAUCAUUAUUACU